AUGAGUCAGUGCUUCAAGUGCAAGCAGGCCAUCGGCACCAUCGUGAGUCGCGAUGGGCCGACGAAGUUGUACUGCUCAAAUUGCUUUCUUACCUACUGCGCCGGUGCGGUGCGCGAGAACGCUUUUCAGGAGUGCCUCGUGCCGAGUGACACACCGCUCGCGGUGGCUGUCUCGGGUGGCCCCAACUCCAUGAUGCUACUGCACGAGUUCGGUCAGCUGCGGUACAAGGCACACGAUCAAAUUCGCCGAAAACAACUGGCGCAGCAGCGGCAAGCGUGUGCUCAGGGUGCGCAGUCGUGUGGCAUAUACGCGUCGUCAUCGUCCGCCACGAGCACGUCGUUGGUGUCCAGUCUGGUACUGCUCCCAUUUCACUUGUGCGAAGAUGAGCUGGUGCUUCCGCCGCUGCCGCUGCCGCAGUCCUCAUCGCCCCCUUCGUCAUCAUCGCUGCACGAGUGCAGCGGCCGACAUGAAGCAAUUGAGGAGGUGCGGUCGACAAUGAAGGAGCAGUUCACAAAGCUGCGCAAGUACGUGCAGCAUCAGCCACCGCGGUGGGUUUACCAUACCGAAGUCCUCAGCGAGUAUAAGAGUGCGAAGAAGAAGCAGAAUACGCUCACUGCGGCAAUGGAGACGGAUGGGGCCCGCGCGGGUGGCGCUUGUGUCGCCACACCGGGGCUGUCUGUGAGUAGUGGUGGUAGUAGUGCGUCUCCAGCAUCGUCGCAGCAGCAGCGGCACGUAGAAGCAAGUGGUGAAACAGCCGCAACAGACGCACGCUUGUUCGAUGAAACGGAGAUGCGCCUGUUUCACUACAGUGAUUUUCUUUCGGAGAGAUACGUGAGCGAGGUGCGCCAUGCCUUGCAUGCCAGUAAGCUGUCGCUGAGCGACCGCGAAGCCCUUUACGCGCGUGUGCGGCAGCAAACGCUCUGUCGUGCGGCGCAGCGUGUGUGUAGGGAGCACCGCCAGCGCGAAGCAGCAGCAGCAGCAGCUGCUGGUGCUGGCGGGAUGAAACACGAGGAAGCCAUCCGCAGGGGCGAGACGUGCUGCUCCGAAGCACAAGAACGCUUCGACGAGCACGUGUCGUUACACGACACGAGUUGGGGAGGAAAGUCGCACUUGCUUCUCGGCAAUAAUGCGGCACGGUGCGCCAUAGCAGCGCUCGAAGCGCUCGUGACGGGCGCCAGUGGCGAAGGUGUCGUACAUGGUGCUGGCUUUCGAGGUUUCACGCACGAGGUCGUUUGCCUUCGCCCGAUUCGGACAAUGCUGCCCAAAGAAACGAUCCUAUACACGCGCCUCCACGGCAUUGUUUGCAGCUACACACCUGCGUUGUGCACUUGCACUGCCACCCGCUCUAUCCACCGCACGCUGGAGCAGUUUGUGUUGACCAUGAUGGCAUCGUACCGCACCAUGAUCUUCAACGUGCUCAACACGGUGCAACGGCUGGGGGUGCAUCCUGCUGCAGUGCAGGAGCUCGUUAGUGGCGAAGGCUCAGCAGCAGCAGGAAAUUCGCAGUUGGCCGGGAAGACUAGCAGGAAGGCGCUGCCAGGUCGAACGGCGCAGCAGAACCGCGAUGAUGGGCGCCUGACAGCGCCGCUGCACGUGCACCGCGACCCGCGUAGACUGAGCUUGAAAGAAGCUGACCGCUACAACGCCAUCGCGAUGUGCUGCGUGUGCGGCUGCCCUGCCUCUCUCGCCGCAUGCCACCGCGGGCACCGCACAGACACGGCGGAGCGGCAGUUGGCACUGUUUGCGUUGUGCCCCAUAAGCGAAGCGACGCCGCGCGCGAGUGAAGUAUCAUCUCUCACCAUCGCUGGUGCUGCCUCAUCCGAAACCUCGGUGAUGCCCAGCUGCUUUGUCUGCUACGCCUGCCGAGGCCUCGCGGACUCUUGGUCUCCAUCAGUCUUUGGGAGCAGCAGCACAACAGGAAACGGAGAAUCAGGUGAUGCCAGCAGCACCGCAACUGGGGUGGCAUCGCGUCACGAUGUCAUCACAUCGACAGCUUCAGUUUCUCAGCUGUGCAAGCUUUUCUUCUGA
This is a messenger RNA of Leishmania braziliensis MHOM/BR/75/M2904, 2028 nucleotides long. RefSeq lists its product as hypothetical. Bases 1 to 2028 code for a protein of 675 amino acids. NCBI's taxonomy places the organism in Eukaryota, Euglenozoa, Kinetoplastea, Trypanosomatida, Trypanosomatidae. The transcript has a single exon. Gene Ontology annotation, molecular function: sulfurtransferase activity; tRNA binding. Gene Ontology annotation, cellular component: cytosol. Gene Ontology annotation, biological process: tRNA wobble position uridine thiolation. The record is from RefSeq and is a predicted model, not a curated record.